CUCUUCUUCAACUUCAUAUCUUUCCCCCUUAAGCCAACCAUAUAUAUAUAUAUAAUUUAUACACACAUAACCACUGGAACAUCGGCGAAUGCUCCUCGUCCAUAAUCAAGCUGUCGGCUAUGGCGGCAGCAGCUCACAUCUUCCUCCCCUUCUCCACUUCCACGUCCAAAUUCAGAGCUCCUUCGGCGCGGCUUUCCAGCAACGGCUCAACCUCCUCCUCCUCCAGUGGUUCACCAUCUCUCACUCAUCAAUUCUCAGGCAAACCUGAGGCUGACGUCAUUGUCAUAGGCAGCGGCAUUGGUGGUCUCUGCUGCGGUGCACUUCUAGCUCGCUACAAUCAAGAUGUUCUGGUAUUGGAAAGCCACGAUCUCCCCGGCGGCGCCGCCCAUUGCUUCGACAUCAAAGGCUACAAGUUCGAUUCUGGACCGUCUCUCUUCUCCGGCCUCCAAUCGAGAGGACCUCAGGCCAAUCCUCUAGCACAAGUUCUCGAUGCAUUAGGCGAGUCGCUGCCCUGCGCCACUUACGAUUCGUGGAUGGUGUACAUACCGGAGGGCGAAUUUUUGUCUCGCAUUGGCCCUACGGAGUUCUUCAAGGAUCUACAGACCUACGCUGGUGCGAAUGCCGUGCAAGAAUGGAGGAAGCUUCUUGAUGCAAUACUUCCAUUGUCUGCUGCUGCAAUGGCGCUUCCUCCUCUGUCCAUUCGAGGCGACUUGGGCGUUCUUUCCACUGCUGGCGCUCGUUACGCUCCCUCUCUGUUAAAAUCCUUCGCACAAAUGGGGCCUCGAGGUGCACUAGGUGCCAUGAAGCUUCUCAGGCCCUUCUCAGAGAUACUCGACUCAUUGGAAUUGAAAGAUCCCUUCGUGCGAAAUUGGGUGGAUCUUCUCUCCUUUUUACUCGCUGGAGUGAAAUCAAACGGCGUCCUGUCCGCAGAGAUGAUAUACAUGUUUUCGGAAUGGUACAAACCGGGGUGUUGUUUGGAGUAUCCGCUCCAUGGAAGUGGCGCAAUCGUUGAUGCUCUUGUCCGAGGACUUAACAAGUUCAAUGGUCGACUUUCCCUUAGGAGUCACGUGGAUAAGAUAGUUGUCGAAGGUGGACGAGCCGUGGGAGUGAAGCUACGCGACGGUCAGUUUCUUCGCGCUAGAAAGGCUGUUGUAAGCAAUGCGUCGAUGUGGGAUACGUUGAGUUUGCUGCCUGUCGAAGCGAUUCCAAAAUCCUACCGGGAAAGCAUUGAGACAACCCCGCAAUGCGACUCGUUUAUGCACCUGCAUCUCGGAUUCGACGCGGAGCUUGCGCCAGAAGGGUUGGGGAUCCAUCACAUUGUCGUUAACGAUUGGGAUCGAGGAGUCGACGCAGAUCAGAACGUUGUCCUCAUAUCUGUUCCCACCGUGCUGAGCCCGGAUCUCGCCCCGCCGGGCAAGCACGUGCUACAUGCCUACACGCCGGGGACCGAGCCAUUCGAGCUAUGGGAAGGGCUUGAUCGGAGAAGCAACGAGUACAAAGAACUCAAAGCCCAGAGGAGCGAGAUAAUGUGGGAGGCUGUGGAACGCACGCUCGGCCCGGGAUUUGAUCGUGGAAAAUGCGACGUGAAAUUGGUCGGAAGUCCCUUAACGCAUCGCCGGUUCUUGAGACGAAACAGAGGCACUUAUGGCCCUGCUGUAAAGGCCGGCGAACGUUCCUUCCCGGGACACACAACACCGAUCCCGCAGCUGUUCUGCUGUGGGGACUCGACAUUUCCCGGCAUCGGAGUUCCGGCAGUUGCUGCCAGCGGCGCCAUUGUAGCGAAUUCGCUCGUCCCGGUGGCGCAGCACUCAGAGCUGCUCGACGCUGUGGGGAUAUAAUCGAUCUCCGUCAAGGAUCAAGUAAGUUUUAAAUUACGAAAAUUCAAUUAUAGUUCUUGUUUUGAUAUUAUCUUUAAAUCUCCGAGUAAUAACACAUAUAUAACCAAAA
Molecule: messenger RNA, 1947 nt
Organism: Andrographis paniculata
Lineage: Eukaryota; Viridiplantae; Streptophyta; Magnoliopsida; Lamiales; Acanthaceae
Product: prolycopene isomerase 1, chloroplastic
Exons: 8
Coding region: 120-1838 (572 amino acids)
Biological process (GO): carotenoid metabolic process
Molecular function (GO): oxidoreductase activity
Source: RefSeq, a predicted model, not a curated record